CCAGGAGGGAGCUGGAGUAAAGCAACGCCCCGGCGGCCCCGCGGCCGGCUGCGCGUCACAGGAACUUCAGCACCCACGGCGCGGACAGCGCUCCCCUCCACCUGCGGACCCGGCUCGCGAGCGCCCGCAGCCCUUUCCGACCCAUUCGCUCCGAGCCGCGCCGGCUCCGGCGGCCGCCCAGUCCCCGCCACUCUCCCUCCCCGCACCCGCCCUCCAGUCUCUUCCUGUUUUUACGCCUCCUUUUCAUUCAUAACAAAAGCUUCAGCUGCGGGAGCCCGGCGCUGGGCUAUUUCUGAAGCGGAGCGUUGAAAGAAUGGGGUUCCUUUGGACUGGCACUUGGAUUCUGGUGUUGGUGAUCCACUUCAGCCCGCUACAAGCUUUCCCCAAACCGGGAAGCAGCCAAGACAAAUCUCUACAUAAUAGAGAACUAAGUGCAGAAAGACCUCUGAAUGAACAGAUUGCUGAAGCUGAAGCAGACAAGAUUAAAAACACAUACCCUCCAGAAAACAAGCCAGGUGAAAGCAAUUAUUCUUUUGUUGAUAACUUGAACCUGCUAAAGGCAAUAACAGAAAAGGAAAAAAUUGAGAAAGAUAGACAAUCCAUAAGAAGCUCCCCAUUUGAUAAUAAACUGAAUGUGGAAGAUGUUGAUUCAACUAAGAAUCGAAGACUAACUGAUGAUUAUGAUUCUACUAAGAGUGGAUUGGAUCAUAAAUUUCAAGAUGAUCCAGACGGCCUUCAUCAACUAGAUGGAACUCCUUUAACUGCUGAAGACAUUGUCCAUAAAAUUGCUGCCAGGAUUUAUGAGGAAAAUGACAGAGGAGUGUUUGACAAGAUUGUUUCUAAACUGCUGAAUCUUGGCCUCAUCACAGAAAGUCAGGCACACACACUGGAAGAUGAAGUAGCAGAGGUUUUACAAAAAUUAAUCUCGAAGGAAGCCAACAAUUAUGAGCUGGAUCCCAGCAAACCCACAAGCAGGACUGAAAAUCAGGCUGGAAAAAUACCAGAGAAAGUGACUCCAGUGGCAGCAAUUCAAGAUGGUUUUACUAAUGGAGAAAACGACGAAACAGUAUCCAACACUUUAACCUUGACAAAUGGCCUGGAAAGGAGAACUAAAACCUACAGUGAAGACAACUUUGAGGAACUCCAGUAUUUCCCAAACUUCUAUGCAUUACUGAAAAGUAUCGAUUCAGAAAAAGAGGCAAAAGAGAAAGAAACACUGAUUACUAUCAUGAAAACGCUGAUUGACUUCGUGAAGAUGAUGGUUAAGUACGGCACAAUAUCUCCAGAAGAAGGUGUUUCCUACCUUGAAAACUUGGACGAAAUGAUUGCUCUUCAGACCAAAAACAAACUAGAAAAAAAUGCUACUGACAACAAAAGUAAGCUUUUCCCAGCACCAUCAGAAAAGAGUCAUGAAGAAACAGACAGUACCAAGGAAGAAGCUGCUAAGAUGGAAAAGGAAUAUGGAACCCUGAAGGAUUCUACAAAAGAUGAUAACUCCAACCCAGGAGGAAAGACAGAUGAACCAAAAGGGAAAACAGAAGUCUAUUUGGAAGCCAUCAGGAAGAAUAUUGAAUGGCUGAAGAAACAUGACAAAAAAGGAAAUAAAGAAGAUUAUGACCUUUCAAAGAUGAGGGACUUCAUCAACCAGCAAGCCGAUGUGUACGUGGAGAAAGGCAUUCUUGAUAAGGAAGAGGCCAAGGCCAUCAAGCGCAUCUACAGCAGCCUGUAAAAAUGGCAAAACAUCCAGGAGUCUUUCAACUGUUUGAGAAAACAUAAUAUAGCUUAAAACACUUCUAAUUCUGUGAUUAAAGUUUUUUUGACCCAAGGAUCAGUAGAAAGUGCUGAAUUUACAGUAGUUAACCUUUUAGAAGUGGUUAAAACAUAGCUUUCUUGCCAUGCAAACUAUCUGAAAAGUAAAGUUGUAUGCAAGCUGA
Microcebus murinus (gray mouse lemur) is the source of this 1934-nucleotide messenger RNA. It is a transcript of the gene SCG3, whose product is annotated as secretogranin III. The record is from RefSeq and is a predicted model, not a curated record. Gene Ontology annotation, cellular component: secretory granule membrane. Gene Ontology annotation, biological process: protein localization to secretory granule. NCBI's taxonomy places the organism in Eukaryota, Metazoa, Chordata, Mammalia, Primates, Cheirogaleidae.